AAAGGCCGCCAUGACGCUCACCUCCCGGGCUGUAGGUGGCGCAAACGUGGCGGCGCGGCGACGGCUCAGUCAGGGGUAGUACAGGCGCAAUAAGUAGAGCUCCGAGCCGGACUCGGGAUGGGCGAUCGAUUGCUUCAGCCUGGUGACGUACUUUAGGGGCGUCCGUGGGGUCGUCUGUCAGCGCAGUUGAUGCACGAUGGCGCCAGUGAGGCCGGAGGCGAAGCUGCGGAAUAGAGGUUUGGAUUCGCGAGGCGAGGGGGCAUCUCAAGUCGGAUUCAAGAAUAAGAAUGUGCAGCGCAGGACUUGGUGGCCUAACCAUCCACAGGCCUUCGUGGGAAGCGUUCGCGAGGGACAAGGCUUUGCAUUUCGGAGAAAACUGAAGAUUCAGCAAAAUUACAAGAAAUUGCUAUGGAAGGAAAAGAAGGCUGGAACAUCACAGGAAUCCCAAUUCACAGAUCACUACCCAGAUCACUUGAAACAUCUCUAUUUAGCUGAAGAGGAAAGACUUAGGAAGCAACUAAAGAAAAGAAAACAGCCUUUGUCAGAAGAAAGAGUCAACCAGGCUUUGCCUGAAGAACAGUGUAGAGUUGACCAUGCUUUGUCUGAAGAACAAUGUCAUCAGCCUCAGCCAGAAGAGCAGCGUAGCAAAACAUUAAAUUCCAUGACUGUUCCAAAGAAAAAGAAAACAUCCAAUCAGAAAGCACAAGAAGAAUAUGAGCAGGUACAAGCUAAGCGUGCUGCUAAGAAACAAGAAUUUGAGAAGAGAAAACAAGAGAGAGAAGAAGCUCAAAGGCUCCACAAAAAGAAAAAAAUGGAAGUGUUCAAAAUAUUGAGCAAAAGGACUAAAAAGGGCCAGCCGAACUUGAAUUUACAAAUGGAGUAUCUUCUUAAAAAAAUACAAGAAAAAAGUUAAAUAAGACAUUUUGUCCUUUAGGGUAAAAAUACCUAAUGAAUGUCUACUGUGUUCUUAUGUAUAGGAAAUGGAUAGUCCCUCAAAAAGCCAAAUUUAUCAACAUAACAUGAACUGCUAAGAUGUGCGAAUAUAUUUUUUCUUGUAAAAGAAAAAUUUUACUAUGUAUAGUUGAUGUAAUAUGGCUGGUUUUAUAUUUAUUUGCCUCUGGAGGAAGAUUGGGUUGAAGAACCUAAAAAAUCUAUUUGGGAGACAGCUCAAGCAUACUUUUGUCAUGUAUAAAAUUUAUAUGAAAUAAAAUUUUUUGAAAAUAAG
This is a messenger RNA of Heterocephalus glaber (naked mole-rat), 1225 nucleotides long. RefSeq names its product coiled-coil domain containing 59 (gene Ccdc59). Gene Ontology annotation, cellular component: nucleus. Lineage: Eukaryota; Metazoa; Chordata; Mammalia; Rodentia; Bathyergidae. The record is from RefSeq and is a predicted model, not a curated record.